Molecule: messenger RNA, 1963 nt
Organism: Ilex paraguariensis (yerba mate)
Lineage: Eukaryota; Viridiplantae; Streptophyta; Magnoliopsida; Aquifoliales; Aquifoliaceae
Source: the annotation of a GenBank genome assembly
UCAAUCGAAGAGACUUUCCACUACGCCACCACCUAGAAUAUGUCUCUGCCCACCCCUCUCUCUUUCUUUCUGUCUGCGGUCAGUACUAAAGAUUCUAGAACUCAAAAGAGGGAGAAAGUUGGAGAGAGAAAGAGAGAGAUUGUUAAGAGUUUCUUAGAGGGUUUUGGCAGUUGUGUUACACCAUGAACGAGAAGGCCAGCGUCUCCAAAGAGCUUAGUGCAAAACACAGAAAGAUACUUGAAGGCAUUCUUAAAUUAUCAGAAAACAGGGAAUGUGCUGACUGCAAAAGCAAAGGCCCAAGAUGGGCUAGCGUGAAUCUGGGAAUCUUCAUAUGCAUGCAAUGUUCUGGGAUUCACAGAAGUCUUGGAGUACACAUAUCAAAGGUGAGAUCUGCAACGUUGGACACAUGGCUUCCAGACCAGGUUGCAUUUAUUAAAUCAAUGGGAAAUGAGAAAUCAAAUAGCUAUUGGGAAGCGGAGCUGCCCCCUAAGUAUGAUAGGGUUGGAAUUGAAAAUUUUAUUCGUGCAAAGUAUGUAGAGAAGAGAUGGACUCCUAGAGAUCAAAAAGCAAAUUCAGCCAAAGGGGUUAGAGAAGAGAGGGUUGUAGUAUAUAAACCGGGACCUGGGACUAGAAUUGGUGUUGCAUCUGCAAAUGGUUCAAACCAUAUCUCUGGAGAGAGGAAAAACCCUGAGCUGCGUGACACAAACAGAAGUAUCCCUACUUUAGAAAAAUGCAAUAUCCCGGUGCCUUCUGAAUUAUCUAAGCAGGUCGCUCCUGAUCCAAAACUACAAGGAGUUUGUCAGAAAUCAGAACCAGCAGCCUCAAAGGCUGCAUUAGGAAGGAGGGCUGGAGCUAAUGCAAGCACAGCUGUCUCGGCAUCUGAGGUAAGUCCCAAUAAAAAGCCACACGAAAUUCAUCGGAAAUUAGAACCAGCAGCCUCAGAGGCUUCACUAGGAAGGACCGAAGCUAAUGCCAGGGCACCUGUCACAGCAUCUAACAUUGAUUAUGCUACAGAUCUUUUUACCAUGUUUUCGAAAGAAGGCUCAAAAGAAAACAACUCCAGAACAACAUUUAGUGCUGAUGAUAAUGCAUCGGCAGGAUUCCAGUCUGCUGAAGUAACAUCAACAGCAGAGAAAUAUGUUCCUUCAAAAGCUGUUGAAAGAAAGAUCCAAUUUGACUCUGGAAUUGAGGAUCUAAUCAAAGAUUUUCAAUUUGUAACACACCCUGUUUUGAAAGAUGUGAAGAAUGACCUUAUGGACCUCUUUGAUAAGACCAGUAUGGUGUCACAAUUUUCUCUCCAUCAACAACAAUCUGCAGUGCUAGCUCAACAACAGCCUUUUCUCACGUCUGCAGCAGCGAAGCCUUUUGGUGGGUUCCAACCAUUUUCUAGUAAUAUACAUCAACCAGCCUCCAACGGUAGCCACUUACCCACUCAGCAUUGGGGAAGCAUGGGUAAUCAGGCUCCUCAAGCGAUGACGCCAGCAGCUGCACUGCAGAAGCCUAUGCAGAUGGGAAACAUCAGAUCUGCACAUCCUGCUUGGAAUUCUUCUCAUUAUUCACUAUCCAGCAAGAAUACUUCAGGUUCAGUUGCUCCAAUAGGCGGUGGCAUAACCACCACAAGAGCAAGUAGGUCUUCCAAUAUUAUGCCGACAUCAUCAGCCAUUCCAACACACUUGGGAGGAGAUUAUGAUUUCUCAUCGCUAAUGCAAGGGAUGUUUACAAAAAGAAUCUUGCACAAUAUAAACACGAGAACAGAUCUCUCCCGUAGUGAACUCAAGUCAAUCAAUCAAAUGGUCAACCUUGCUACUUGGAACAGACUGUGAGGUCCGUUGGUGGCCUGGAAAGGUAAUGGGUGACUUUCGUGGAUCAACGGAGCGGUCCUGUAAGGCUCAGGGAGGUUCCUGGAACGAAGAAAAAUGAGUUAGGAGGGCGUCAGAGUGUUUUUCGACGUAUCCCCUCCGAC